GACUUUUGGGGUUAAUUUCCUUUUUGCCCUUUUGGCCUUUUGUUUUCUUUUAGCUUCGAGUUGCCCAGCCAAAGAGCUUUUGUUGCUUUGUGAUUGAUGGAAGGACCCUGAGCUCUCUCUACCUUUUCUCUGUUGUUCGUUGCCUGCUGCUCCUGCAUUUUUAGUGAAUAUUUACAAAGUUUAUCGAUCUUCCUCUUCUCCUUUCUCUUGAUUUCUUAGCUUUUCAGUUAAAAUUUAAAGAGAUUGAUUUGUGAAGUUUGUGAUGUCUCCACCUCUGUUGGGUGUGGAGGAGGAAGGGGAGAACAAUGUCUCUUUAGUGGCCUCUUCGCCUUCCAUUGAUUGUAUCUCACAAAAUGGCUGCGGUUUAACAGAGCGGAACUAUUUGGGUUUAUCAGAUUGUUCUUCAGUUGACAGUUCUGCUGUCCCAAGUUUAUCAAAGGAGACUAAGAACAAUCUAAAUUUAAAGGCUACUGAGUUGAGACUUGGCCUUCCUGGAUCCCAAUCUCCUGAAAGAGAAACAGAUGUUUCGUUGCUAAGUACAGGGAAGCUUGAUGAGAAGCCUCUGUUUCCUUUGCUUCCUUUGAAAGAUGGAAUCUGUUCAUCAUCACAGAAGCAUGUUGUUUCAGGCAACAAAAGAGGAUUUUCUGACACCAUGGAUGGAUUCUCUGAGGUAAAGGGUUCUGUGUAUUCAGAAAAAAACUGGUUAUUUCACUCGGCUGGGACAGAUACUGAUUCUCUACAAUCUUUGGGACAAGGGAAGUUCCCCGGUAAUUCUGGGAUAAGUGCAAUCUUAUCAUCUAGGCCAUCUGUGGCCCAAUCAGCCAUGAUGAAAGAGGUUCCCAAGAAAGUGUUACAGGACCGAUCUCGUGCUGCCAAUGGAACCAACCUCAACCAGGCUGGUGUUUCUAACAAUAGCAGCAGUGUCCCUGCUGCGAAGGCACAGGUUGUUGGUUGGCCUCCAAUUAAGUCAUUUAGGAAGAACACAUUAGCUACCUCUUCAAAGAACAAUGAUGAAGUUGAUGGAAAACCAGGUCUUGGUGCUCUUUUUAUCAAGGUCAGCAUGGAUGGUGCUCCUUAUUUAAGGAAAGUGGAUCUAAGAACUUACUCCACUUAUCAAGAACUCUCUUGUGCUCUUGAGAAGAUGUUCAGUUGUUUUACCAUAGGUCAAUGUGGAUCUCAUGGAGCUCCUGGGAAGGAAAAGCUGAGUGAGAUUAAAUUAAGGGAUCUUCUGAAUGGAUCAGAGUAUGUGCUAACAUACGAGGAUAAGGAUGGCGAUUGGAUGCUUGUUGGGGAUGUGCCAUGGGAGAUGUUUAUUGAUACAUGCAAGAGGCUAAAGAUCAUGAAGAGCUCUGAUGCGAUUGGGUUAGCUCCUAGAGCAAUGGAGAAAUCCAAGAUAAAAGCCUAGAAAGGCACCCUGGCCAUGCACCAAGAGGAAUGAAUGAUUUUUGAAAGUUGGGAAGUGGUGAGGCAGGGUUGAAGAAUUAUUUGAUGGGGGUGACUGAUAUGGUCUGGAUGCAACUCCACAUUUAUGUUUUGAUUGCAUAAAAAAGUUUGUGUUAGUUUAUGUUUGUUUAAAUGCCUGAUUGUUUUAAAACUCUUUAAUUAUGAUAUCAAGAAAAGUUGUGGACUUAAAUAUAUUUUUAAAGUGUUGUGCAUUUGAUGACUGUUUGAGCAAAA
This is a messenger RNA of Jatropha curcas, 1677 nucleotides long. It is a transcript of the gene IAA9, whose product is annotated as indole-3-acetic acid inducible 9. The record is from RefSeq and is a predicted model, not a curated record. NCBI's taxonomy places the organism in Eukaryota, Viridiplantae, Streptophyta, Magnoliopsida, Malpighiales, Euphorbiaceae. Gene Ontology annotation, cellular component: nucleus. Gene Ontology annotation, biological process: regulation of DNA-templated transcription.